Molecule: messenger RNA, 2898 nt
Organism: Misgurnus anguillicaudatus (oriental weatherfish)
Lineage: Eukaryota; Metazoa; Chordata; Actinopteri; Cypriniformes; Cobitidae
Gene: stom
Product: stomatin
Cellular component (GO): plasma membrane
Source: RefSeq, a predicted model, not a curated record
AUUAUACAAAGAGUACGCUGUACCGUUCGCAUGACCCGAACUGUCCCGUCAAACACUGCUGAGCGUCUCCCUGUAGCACAUCCCGUGAAGCUCGUCUGCACAACAUCAACCGUGUACAACACAAAGAUCUCUCCCACAAUGGAAGACGGCCGAGAAUCAGCCGCGAUGAAGGAGCGGGAGAGAAAGGAACGACAGAUAGAUCAGUGGUGUUACACGGUUGAUGAUGGUAGAGGUUUAGAGAACGCAGACAGUGACAUUGGCCUGUGUGGAUGGAUCCUGGUGGUCUUCUCUAUUUUGCUUACACUGCUCACACUGCCUCUCUCCAUAUGGAUGUGCAUUAAGAUAGUGAAGGAAUAUGAAAGGGCGAUUAUCUUUCGUCUGGGUCGCAUUUUACGAGGCGGAGCCAAAGGACCAGGCCUUUUCCUUAUCUUGCCCUGCACCGACAGCUUUAUUAAUGUGGAUAUGCGCACCAUCACCUUUGAUAUUCCACCUCAGGAGGUGCUGACAAAAGACUCAGUGACAGUGAGUGUAGAUGGUGUGGUUUAUUAUCGUGUACAAAAUGCCACGCUGGCGGUCGCUAACAUCACCAAUGCUGACGCAGCCACACGUCUGUUGGCACAAACCACCCUGAGGAAUGUUCUGGGCACAAAGAACCUGUCAGAGAUCCUGUCUGACCGAGAGGAAAUUGCCCAUAGUAUGCAGUCUACUCUGGAUGAUGCCACAGAUGAUUGGGGUAUUAAAGUGGAACGUGUGGAGAUCAAGGACGUCAAACUGCCCCAGCAGCUCCAAAGAGCAAUGGCAGCUGAAGCUGAAGCAGCCAGAGAGGCCAGAGCUAAGGUGAUCGCAGCAGAAGGUGAAAUGAAUGCAUCCCGGGCGCUGAAGGAGGCAUCUCUGGUGAUCGCCGAGUCCCCUUCCGGUUUGCAGCUCCGCUACCUCCAGACCCUCAACACGAUCGCAGCGGAGAAGAACUCCACCAUCAUCUUCCCUCUGCCCAUUGACAUGAUUCAGUCUUUUAUGAAGCACUGAUAGAGUCACACAAACACACACACACAUCCAUGCAGAAGUCAACAGGACAAAAUUAUAUAACGUAAUCUGUUUAUAGUGGGGUCCAAAAGUCUGAGACCAAACCUGGGAUUCCAACCAUGGAUUAAACAAUGUAGGAUUUUUCAAACAAAUCAUAAUUCAAGUUUAAACAAGUUUGGGACAAAUGGUGGUUCCUUUGUGCAAAAGGUCAGAUUAAAUUUAGAUUUUGGUUAAACUUGCACAGUCCGUCGCAACUCGAGUGCAUGCUAUUAUGAAAGCAAAAGAACAUGCCAAACACUAAAAAGUGAUUUUAAACGCUGAUACUGUCAUUUUAUUGAACAAGAUAUCAAGCCUUUUUUUAAAGGGACAUAAGGAGGAUUUACCCCCAUCUAGUGGUGAAAUUGUAUUAUGCAUUCAAACGAACAGUGCUCUCUAGCGCCUCGCUUUUCCAAAUGCGUGUUGCAACUACGGUAGCCGUUAUGUAAUCACUGAUCUCCUUGUCCGUUUCAGCUGGUUCACGUGCUCUGAAUAAAAACGCAUUGGUAGGCUAGUGCUUUUUGUCCCUCUCUGCUAUUAUAGUUUAUCAAUACGGCGGAACGACAUGGAAGCCUCCUUGGACUUACCCGUUCAAUGUGUGUAAAAAGAAGAAAUUCUAAGCUUACAAAGAAAAGUCAGAUCACUGGCAGAGGUCAUUUGACACCAACGAGGACAUAUUUAUGAGUAAAGGCAUUGAUUUUGAUUAAUAAAACACUUAAAACCCUACUUAAUGUCCCUUUAAGGCUUUUAAGUCUCAGUGUUUUAGACCCCACUAUACAAACACUGCAUAAUACUCAAAGACAUUCUCUGAUGUAUGACCUGUAGAUGUUUCCAGUAAAAAUUAAGAAACCCACCUUAUUUCAAGACUCAAAUUGGUGUUAUGAAAGUUUGAAGUGCAGUUUUCACACCGAAAAUUACAGCGAUACCUAUUCUAUUGAUUGAUAAUUUAGGGAACAUCUGCUUGUCAUAUGAGUGUAUAUGUGUGUGUAUGUGUUUUUCCAAGCAUGCUUAACCAAAUCCAAAUAGGUCAUAAACAAUAUAAAAGAGAUAUUUAGAUAGUAUCAGAUGUCGAGACAUGAAUUGACAGCUGUGCUUAUUGUGCCUAACAGUUUUUCUCCCAGAGAAAAUGUAAUUACCACCGUCUAUCAAUACAUAAAGCCUUAAGCCAUAUUAAUUUAAAUUGAGGCAAUAUUUACAUGUUUACAUGGCUCUUUUUUAAACCAGGGGUUUAGCAUUUAUAUGGAUUUCAUAUGACAUCAUGCUUAUUUUAUCAUGACUCAAACUUGUAUUUCAAUGCUUCGGAUCAUUGCUGCUGGAUAUUUUCAUAUGUAAUUUAAUCUUUGUAAUCAGAAUAGCAGUGGUUAAACAGAUGAAGACAGAACACAGGUCAUUGUUUGUUUUUGUUAUGAGUGUAUUUGCUGCUUUAUAUAUCAGCAGAUUGAAUUACAGAAUAUUUUCAGAGCUCAUUAAAGAUGUGAAUCAGCUUGUAAGCUUAUAAAGGCUGGUGAUAAAAUAUAUUAUUCAAAUAUUUUAAGCUUCAUCCGUCUGUUACAAAUCUAUAUAUAUGUAUAAAUCUAUAUUUUGUGUUUUAACUGAUGAUCUUUUUUGCUUGACCACUCACUUUCAUGUACAUUUUAAUACUAAAUGUUUUUUUUUUUUGGCACUGUAUUUGUAUGCAUAUCAUGUAGCAUAAUUUUUUGAAUUGCAAUUUCUUUCAUUUCCUUUAAUAGAUCAUGUUGUGUCGUCAUAUUUCAAGACUUCUAAGUACAUAAACUCUUUAUCUUCAAAAAAAUUGUUGAUUUAUUGAAUGACUGAUUUGAAGAACACUCUGGAAACGUU